Molecule: messenger RNA, 2353 nt
Organism: Vanessa atalanta (red admiral)
Lineage: Eukaryota; Metazoa; Arthropoda; Insecta; Lepidoptera; Nymphalidae
Gene: pall
Product: F-box only protein 28
Exons: 9
Coding region: 156-1352 (398 amino acids)
Biological process (GO): protein polyubiquitination
Molecular function (GO): protein binding
Source: RefSeq, a predicted model, not a curated record
CGUAAAGAAACGUCGCGAAAACCUGUACAUACCUACUGUGUUGUAUCAUUGCUUCAUGAGUAAACAUUAGAGUUUAAUUAUAUAGUUUAGAUUUUAAACACCAAUGUGAUAAAUAUUUUUUUAUUUUAUAUUGUUAUAAAAUUGAUUUAGAGACAAUGACUUUAUUAAGUCUUCCAAUGCUCGUAGUUGAAAAUAUACUCUCGUAUCUAUCUUACGACGAAAUUGCAAAGUUGAGAUUGGUAUCAAAGCCAUUUAAUAACAUAAGUAUGCGUUUGCUGAAUCGAGGUUUUCUGAUGAUUGAAAGACGACAUGCAUUGGCCCUUAAGAAUGUUAAGGCACAAUUACCACGCAGGGAAUCAGAGCGCAGGUAUCAUCCUUUGGCUCGUCACUGCGAUAUUCUAACAUCAAUAGAGACACGUAUAUCAAUGCUUAACAUGACUUACUCCAAGUUUAUAGAUAAUGGGAUCUGUUGUUUUAUACCGGGAAAGGUGAUCGAUGAAAUAAGUCGCGUGCUUUAUAUAGUAGAAACAUCAAAGUCGCCGCCUCGCGCUCAUGAAGUGCUCCAAGAGCUGCGCGAUAUAUCCAGUAUGGCAAUAGAGCAUUUUGACGACAAAAUAUCACCGGCAUUAAGACGAAAAUUACAAGAGGGUGUUGCACCACCUCCACCGAGGCCCUCUCCACCAGCUGUUUUAGCGCCAAUAACGCUGAACCAUGAGAUAGUGGCGCUUCGCCGAAGAUCGAUACUGAACGCGAGGCUGUCUCUAUACCUGGCUGCGCAAUAUAAGAAGUUUCAUAAACGGAUGUUAACUUACAAACGUAUCGCUGGCCUGCAACAAAAACAAAUACGAGAAUAUCAGAAGAAACAAAAGCAACAGGAUAACUGCAUAGCGGACCUUAAGAGGCGUAUAGAGGAAUGUGACAUAAAAUACAGUGAAUUGACACACACGAACCAAGCCGUUGGAGGGAAAGCUACAGCUACAGAAAACUCAACGGGUACUCAGCCGUUAAGGCAUUUCGGGAGUCAGAUCAAAUUGGAUUUAUCCGUUCUACCAAUCGGUACGUCUAAAAGGAAUCAGAAUAUACUAUUACCGAACAUAAAACCAAGGAAUCCAUUAAUCAAGCUCCCGAGUUUAUCAGAAGAUAGAACCCAGAGAUUCGAUCAGAACCCAGGACCGUCCACAUCGAACCAAAGUCCGAAAGGAAGAGUUUUAUCCACAAUGGCCAAGAUACGCGGUCUCACAAACGAAAUUAGAAAUCUAACAAAUAUAUCAAAAUCUAUAGAGGGUAGGUUAAAACGUCCGUUGAGAACAGAAGACGACGAAAUACUACCAAAAAAAUUAAAACAAGAUUAACUAACUUUUAUCAAUAAAUAUUUCGACUAGACUUGUAUUUUUCUUUAAACAAAAUGUACAAAAACGCUAUUGAAAAUAUUGGAAAAGAAUUUUAUGUACUCGUUUGAAUUAAAUCAUUAAAUCCAAGUUUGUUUACAAUUACACUUCACAAUCCUUGGACAAUUUGUAUCGCAAUAUUUAUUUAAUAAAUAUAUCAUAAACACUUUGUAGUAGAUAAUUUAAUAUUUUAAUGUUGCAACAUUUAUGUAAUAAACUGUAUUAUAUUUACUAUUUUCAUUUAUUUAUAUAAUGUAAAAUAUAUAAUCGUAUAAUUGACACGCACUCUUGAUUCGGUAGUCAUCUUUCAUCUAAAAAAAAAAACAUUUCAUUCAUAAUAAUAUAUUGUGUUGCCAUAUCAAAAGAAAUUAAUUUGAAAAUACUCUCGAACUUUAAGAUUUAAAGUCACUUUAUCUUAUGUAUAUACUUUAAUUGAUAAGUAAUCCGCCUUCGUUUGUUCUGUAGCGAUUUAUUCUUGCUUAUUAGCAUAUAAGAAUUUUAUGUAAUUUUAAAUUUAUAAACGUCAUUCAUUACGAAAAGUAUUUUCAGAGUACAUUAUUUAUAAGUUUUUUUUCAAACUUUGCACUUUUGUAUUUUAGAGAAAUAUGAAAUGUUUAUGAGUUUAAAUAACUAAAUUUAUGUUAAAACAUAAGUCGAUAUUUAGGAAAUAAUCACUACAAAUUAUUUACCGUAUAUUAUGUAUAAUACAGUUGUUGUUUAGCGCAAAUAUUUGUUAACGUCAUAAAUGAGAAAUCGUUUCGGAUCAGAAGCGUAUCCAGAAACACCGCUCUCAAAUUCGACGUUGUAACUUAAAACACUUAUGGCUUCAAUUUAAAAUAAAUAUUUUGUUACAAAAAAAAAAAAAAAUUUACACGAAUAUUGUUAAUGAAGGUUAUAAAGCAAUUAGUAAAUAUUUAUAUAUUAUGUAACUGCCAGAUUAUUUACUAAAAAUAAGCAAUAACGUG